Molecule: messenger RNA, 2518 nt
Organism: Daldinia vernicosa
Lineage: Eukaryota; Fungi; Ascomycota; Sordariomycetes; Xylariales; Hypoxylaceae
Product: calcium/calmodulin-dependent protein kinase type I
Exons: 3
Coding region: 707-1948 (413 amino acids)
Biological process (GO): cellular response to oxidative stress; protein phosphorylation
Molecular function (GO): calmodulin binding; calcium/calmodulin-dependent protein kinase activity; ATP binding
Source: RefSeq, a predicted model, not a curated record
CAAGCAUGGAACGCACCUCGUUUCUUUGCGGCUGACUAAAACGCCUAGAAUGAGGGGCAGAAAGGUGGAGCAACAGCUGAGUCCCUUUUUCCGUUUGAUUGUCUCAGCUUUGCUCAUUUUCGCAAAAUAAAAACAUCUGUCAACUUAGGUACCCUAAAAACACCCAAAAAUACUUUGUAAGACUGGAAAGUUAUUAUAAAGACUUUGCACGUUCCUGGCACCUGUCAGUGUCCCCACUGCUACGUGCGCUACGAUUAGAAGCUCAGGGGAAUUGCGACUAGCCCCUCCCGAUUGGAUCGACGGCGCACAUCCGUCCCGAGGCUAAUUCGAUUUAGUCUCUCAUCGGAGCCUUCUGCUUCUUUCUCUCGUAUUGUUAGCCCGUCCCGUCAGCCCGUCUAACUUAUUCUCUUGAAGUUGAGACGGCAGAUUAUCUUCUCCUUUUAUAACGAAGUGCUCGUUAUAUUAUAAUAAGUUAUUCGAAGUAUGCGCGACUUGCUUAUCCUUAAAUGACGAUACUUACCCCUUGAUCGACAUUCCGCAACCACCGAAUCUGUUCUCGUUCUGCUUAUAAGCCAGGCCCUGCUCUACCCUAAUAACCUCGUCCUACGUUUCUAGUACUACGUUUCUAGUACCUAAGCAUAUAUAUCGCUCAUAAGGCCUUCCCGAGUUUUUUAUAGCCACGGGAUUACCUUCCCUAUCAUUUACGAUGGCCACCACCGCCGCCGCGACUGUCCCGAGCAACGGCUCUCCUCGUCCGAAUCCUCAAAUACAGCCAUGUAGAUACAAGGUGGGAAAGACGUUGGGCGCAGGCUCGUAUUCUGUUGUAAAGGAGUGUGUACACAUUGAUACGGGUCGUUACUAUGCCGCAAAGGUUAUUAAUAAGAGACUAAUGGCCGGUCGCGAACAUAUGGUUCGAAACGAGAUUGCCGUACUCAAAAAGGUCUCGAUGGGCCAUCAAAACAUCCUGACCCUCGUUGACUACUUCGAGACGAUGAACAACCUUUACCUUGUAACUGACCUGGCGCUUGGCGGAGAGCUCUUCGAUCGGAUUUGCCGCAAAGGAUCGUACUACGAAUCUGAUGCUGCCGACUUGAUUCGCGCGACACUAUCUGCCGUCGCGUAUCUCCACGACCACGGAAUCGUACAUCGUGAUCUUAAGCCCGAGAACCUACUCUUCCGUACCCCCGAAGACAACGCCGACCUUCUUAUUGCCGAUUUCGGCCUGUCGCGUAUUAUGGAUGAGGAGCAAUUCCACGUCUUGACGACGACUUGCGGUACUCCGGGAUACAUGGCGCCCGAGAUCUUCAAGAAGACGGGCCACGGCAAACCAGUUGAUAUAUGGGCUAUGGGGGUUAUUACGUACUUUUUAUUGUGCGGAUACACGCCGUUCGACCGCGACAGUGACUUUGACGAAAUGCAGGCGAUCCUAAACGCUGACUACAGCUUCCAGCCAGUAGAAUACUGGCGCGGUGUCAGCGAUAACGCAAAGGAUUUCAUUUGCAAGUGUCUUACCGUCGACCCUAAUAAGCGUAUGACAGCGCACGAGGCCCUAUCUCAUCCUUUCGUCGCCGACUAUAGCCUGGGCGGCGACGGUGAUAGAGGCCAAAACCUACUCCCCACAGUCAAGAAGAACUUCAACGCGCGCAAGACGUUACAUGCAGCUAUCGACACGGUGCGGGCCAUCAACAAGCUACGGGAGGGCCACGCGAAUGCUCACCUAAUGGACGGCACCCGAUCGGCAGAGCCGAAGCCGGGCGCGCCUCCGCUAGACAAGGCUGAGGUAGCAAAAGGCGAUUCGGGCUACUCGAGUACGCAGAAUGAAGACGUAGAUAUGGGUGGCAUGGGCCCUGAAUCGGGCGUACCUGCGAGUUUAAGACCCGGUGUCGCUGCUAACAAAGUGGUUGAAACGUCGAAAGGAUUAUGGACUGCAAGCCAACCACGACGAUGAAGCAGCACUAUCUCAUAUCGGGAGCUGGAGUUGCAUACUAUUUAAGGCGACAGGGUGGGGCAAUUUUAUCUAGACUGCAUCUUGCGAGAGCGAGCGAUGGUAUAUAUAGGGACGAGACGAGAGACUGAACCCCCCUUUAGUUUUAUGACGAGAUGAGAUGGACUACGGUACAGUUAUGUACAUGAACGAGAGAGAUGGCGGUAACGAGCGCAUUAGCAGUCGCAUUUUUGGAUAGCGAGCGAAUAUCGGCGGAUACAGCGACGUAGAUCUUGCGAUAGCGGUGUUGUAAUUAGGAUUAGAAUAGCCCGAGUUCUAUACGGGGAUAGCCACUUAGAGGUAUUGAUCUCACUAUUAACAAUUUUGCUUUUCCAAUUACUGAAAUGUGAAGUCGAUGCAAAACAGGGGAUAUCAUAGAUAUAUCUUAACAUGUGAUCGUGACGAUGAUGGAUGAGAUCAGUUUAAAUACCGGAUCCGUAGGAAAGCCAUCGGUAUCUCUACACAUAUUGCAUCGACACGACCGACUGAGUAACAGAUCUGCUCAGUGACAAAUCAAGAUCUUGAAUAGCUCAG